UUGGCGUCGAGGGUGAAUUGAAAGUGCUCGAGCGCGUUGAGACUUUAUGUGAGCGAAGAAUUAAAGGGUUUGAAUGUGCUGUGUCUAUCAGCGACAACGGAGAUGAUAAAUUCUGCGUUUUUGCCAUAUCUGAAACUGGUUCCGUAUUCUCUUGGGGAGAAAAUGGCUUUGGACAGCUUGGAUUGAGAACCAGUCAAUACACCAAAGUGCCCAACAAAAUUACACGUUUAGAGCAGAAGAGGGUUGUCCAAGUGGCCUGUAGUGGCUAUCAUACACUGGCUUUGACUUCGGAAGGAAAGGUCUACGCAUACGGUCGAAAUGAUGGUGGUGAAUUGGGUAUCGACACCUUUGAUGUUUUCUUCAGCAACCACAAUUCAGAUUCUCACAGAGUUGGCGGACUGUUGGACGGGACAGUUGUAACCUCAGUUGCAUGUCGAAAUUACUCUUCUGCAGCGCUCUCACAUUCAGGAGAGGUUUACGUUUGGGGUGCUAAGCCAAAUUACAGCAUCGGGUUUCGCUCAUCAAGUGACACUUCACGCCCGGAAUGUAUUAGUCCCCACAAGGUAAUCAGCAGCCUGAAAGGAGUCAUGUUUUCCCAAAUUGUUUGUGGAGCUGAUUUCACGCUCGCCUUAUCAAACGAGGGCAAAAUUUACUCAGUGAAAGUAAACUUAAACUACUAUGGUCACUCGGGAAAUAGGCUGAGUUGCGUUUUCAAGCCUUCUACCUUCACCUUGACGGAAGAGAUGGGAAGGAUUAGAGAAAUUGCUGCCACUCUGUACAAGAGCCACCCGUGCGCUGCAAUCACGGAAAAGAACCAGGUUUACAUUUGGGGCAAAUGCAAUGGUCAUUACGUUUCAGAACCAAUGCUCACUUCCUACUCUUCAUUUGACGAAGUUUACGCAGUUGCUUCUCCUCCAGUGACCUACCAACGUUUUCGAUUGAAAACUAUGAAAGAUGAUUGCAAGAGGAAAGGCUCAGUAAUUGAGCGUUUAAAUACUGCGUUCAACAAUCCUGAAACUGCUGACAUUGCUUUCAUUGUCGAGGGGAAGAAAAUCCACGUGCACAAGAAUCUUUUGACUAUCGGCAGCGAAGUGUUCAAGAAUUUGUUCCUUGGCGAUUGGAAGGACAGUUGCAAAAAUGAGCAUGUUGUCGAGGAUCACAGCUACAAUACUUUUUUCGCGUUCCUCAAAUACUUCUACACGGAUGAAGUUGAUUUCUCGCCUGAACUUGCGUUGGAUGUUUACGCCGUAGCCCACUUCUAUCUGGUGACUGAUCUGAUGUACGAGUGCGAAAGGAUUCUCAAAUCCUCUCUGACCGUGCAAAACGCUGCUGCUGUUUACGAGAAGGCAAUUUUGCUUGGAGCUAAGGACCUGUGUGAGCUCUGCUCUGAAUUUUGCAAGGACAAUUUGGUUGAUGUCUUGAACAAUUUUGGAACUGCUGACUUGAAGAGAAAGGUCUUCUUGGAAGUUUUCACUUGGGUGGCUAAUCAAAAGUGAAGUGAUUGACAACGCUCAUACGUGUCUUAAUAAUAUGCAUGAAAAGUUUUUGUCCAGCAAAUUCAAACGCAAUAAAAUUUGAUUACUGUCGUUAAUACUCGUUAAAUUAUCCUAACCGCAAAGUUAACCCAGAAAGUUAAUUAAUAUUGCAAAAUAAUUGUUUGUUUUUCAAUAGCCAAGAUUGCUGACGAGGCUCGGGAUUAGCCAAAAUAGGAAUUUUAUUUAUAAAUCUCUGCCACAUUCUAUAGGUGAAUGCCUUCUUAUUUUAUAAUUGUUGACCUGACGUACCAUGCAAACAAAUGGAAAUUUUCAACCUCGGGUUGCCAAUUUUGAAAAUGAUUUAUUUCAAUUAAUCAAUUGAGAUUUUUUAAGCACCAAAAGCUGUGCGAGAUAAAACAAAAAUUUGA
Molecule: messenger RNA, 1903 nt
Organism: Cloeon dipterum
Lineage: Eukaryota; Metazoa; Arthropoda; Insecta; Ephemeroptera; Baetidae
Product: RCC1 and BTB domain-containing protein 1-like
Exons: 10
Coding region: 588-1496 (302 amino acids)
Biological process (GO): neurogenesis
Cellular component (GO): cytosol
Molecular function (GO): protein binding
Source: RefSeq, a predicted model, not a curated record